GGGACUGCUGGCCCGGAGCAGCAGGGAGGAGGAAGGCUCCUAACACAAGUCCUGCCUCCAUUCUGUGCUGGUCGUCAUCUCUGCCGGAGACGGACGCAGGGCCAGGCUGGGGGCAGAGGGUCCCAACCAGAAGGAGGGGCUUCAUUUCUGGAGCAAAUGACGAGAAGAUUCCUCUUUGCAUUCUGCUGCUUUGGGGAAGGUCUGCCGGCAUGCAGCAGCACAGCGGGGAAAGGAAAGAAGGAAAGCCAGAGCCACCAGCAGUGAUGGGAGAUGGGAGCCAAGGCACGGACAGAGGGUGGGCAUGGGCAGCAGUGCUGCACUUCUUCCUGGAACUUAACUUGUCCCAAAGGCAGCACGUUACCUGGAAGGACGGAGCACAUCCAUCCCCCGCAGCACCUCACCUGUCCUGCUCUGACACAGGUCAAUGUGUUCGUGAUGGGAAUGCUCAAAACCUUUGGCAUUUUCUUCGUGGCAUUCCAGGAGGAGGUGGGGGGCUCCUCAGAGCAGGUCAGCUGGAUCGGCUCCAUCAUGUCCUCGCUGCGCUUCCUGGGAGCCCCACUGGUGGCCGUGGUCUGCAGGCGGAUCGGUGAGCGGCCGACCUCCAUCCUUGGGGCUGGGCUGGUCAGUGGGGGCUGCCUGCUCAGCACACAGGCCACCAGCGUGCCCUUCCUCUGCGUCUCCAUGGGACUCCUGCUGGGCAUGGGGUUCUGCUGCCUAUACCAGGCAGCAGCAGUGAUGACGGCCAAGCGCUGCAGGACUCGGCUGGCUUUCUCCAAUGCUGUUGCCCGCUCAGGGAUGGGCCUGACCUUCCUGACUGCACCCUUCACACAGCUGCUCAUUGACACCUAUGGCUGGCAGGGCGCCCUCCUGAUUUUCAGUGGCAUCAUGCUGAACCUCGUGCCUUCCAGCAUGCUGCUGCGCCCCAUCCGCACCCAGCUGCCUCCGUGCCCCCCAGCCAGCAACGAGGACAGGAGCUCUGUGCCCAAAGGAGAAGCAGGAGCCCUUGCAGGACACCUCGAGGAAGCCACGAAUGGAGCAGCACGGCCAUGCAGUGCUCGGGACCCUCCCAGCACAGAGCCACCUGCAGAGCCCUGCAGCAGUGAUGCAGUAACAACAGCAGCAGCAGGGAAAGCCUCCACUGACAGCCGCUCCCCUGAAACCACCAAUGAGGCCACGAGGAGCUGCAGAUCCCCCCCGGUGCCCAAAGAGGAGAAGCCGCAGCCUCUCAUUGACUUCUCCCCUCUGAAGGAUCCCAUCUUCUGCAUUUUUACCUGGUCCUUCUUGUUCAGCCACCUGGCCUACUUCGUGCCCAUCUUCCACCUGGUAGCCAGAGCCAGGACGUUGGGCAUAAGCAGCAUGGAUGCCUCCUACCUCAUCUCAGUGGCUGGCAUCACCGAGACGGGCAGCCAGCUGCUCUCAGGGUGGAUUGCAGACCAGAACUGGACCAAGAAGUACCAUUACCACGCAGCUUACCUGGUGCUCUGCGGUGUCACCAACCUGCUCUGCCCCCUGGCCACCACCUUCCCUCUGCUCAUGGCCUACGCUGUGGCCUUCGCCAUCUUCUGCGGUGGAUUCCUGGCUCUGGUGCUCCCUGUGCUGGUAGACCUGGUGGGCGUGCAAAAACUCCACAGCUACUUGGGCUUUGCUUCUUUCUUUGCUGGGAUAGCAGCUGUUGGAGGACCUCCUCUAGCAGGCAUCCAUGGAUGGCUUUUCUGUCCAAGGAGAUAAAACACAAAGAACACACGUGAGAACAUUGGCUUCGUGCACGGGAAAUAGUUUUGCUCCUGAAUAUGCACAGUGUGACAGCUGAGUGGGAAAGGAACUCAGCAUCCACAGCACAGCAGCACUGACCUCACUACCAUUGGGUUUGGCCACUAUCAGAGCACUGUUAAUACCGAGCCAGAAACAGAGGGACUGAGGGAAGGGAGCCUCUGUGAUACCACCUCCAUGCUUCAGAGUUCUAGCAGCUCUGCCACGCUGCAGGCAUGAGAAAGAUUGAUUUCCCUAAUCAAUAUCUCUAGGUUGGCCAAGCUCUGGGUAUGGAUGCAAUUUCAAGCAGCUAAAACGUUUCAUUGACAGCGUGCUUUACACUGUCACAGUGAUCCAUAGCCCGUGCUGCAGAAGAUCUCUUCUGCUGAUACAAGAUGUACGUCCAGCAGAAAGCAAUACCUGCAAAACCAUUGCAGUAAAUUCUCCGACAGGAUAACAUACGGUGUGAAAAGAGCUAAAUAAGUUGGCUCUCCUUCACCCAUGCAUCAUGCAGUGGUUAUGCUUCCCUCUGCUUCCCAUCUAUUUUCGCUAAUUGGAAGCUUUCUGCUUCCUGACGAUGCGGGGCUGGGUCUGGGGUUGAGAAAGCAAGCAGGUUUCCUGUGAGAAGCCCCGCACAGAGCUCAGCCUUCUUCAUCCAGAUGGGAUAAAUCAAGGCCCAGCAGAGCCAACAAGUCGCACUGAUCCACCUCACUGCAAGCAGAGUGAGAGGGAAACGACUCACAGCUCCGUUUGUGGCACACCAUAGUUUUCUGUUUGCUGUCGUUUUCCUGUGCUUUCUACUGCAGUGUUCCAACACUGCCCAUAUGAAACAUGAAAGCCAAUUGGGGCUACCUGCUAACUCCCUGCUUCCAACAGCAGCUGCUCCUUGCAAAACACACAACAGGGCUGAAGUGCUAUGUAAGGUCUUGGGGGGUUCAGCGCAUCCCACUGCUGCUGACCUCCCUGAAAUGCUGGCCUCAGAAGCACAGCUUGCAUUGUUUCUGCAGUGAAACCCACAACAUGAGGGAGGCAUGGGUUAUAAAUGCUUAUUGUGCACAGUAGAGCAAAGCCUGAUCACGGUGCGACGAAGAGGUGACUUACGUGCAAAUCUGUUUAACUGGAAGCCCUUAAGCCAGGGCUGAGGCUCCUCACAGCUGAGUGCUGCUGCCCUCCUGAACAGCAGAACAAGGCAGAACAAACAUCAUUUUGGCAAGCUGCAAGAGAGCCAAGGAGAGGGAACAUCCUAUUUCCUAAGGAGGAGAAAUCAGGAACAAACUGAAAAGGGGGAGGGGGGGAAAAGCCAUCACCAACCAAACGAUGUAAUUCAAGAUUACAAAGCCGAUCCCAGCAGCCAGCACACGGCAACUCCAGCUCCAACAAAUGUGGGAGGCAAAAGGGGGAGAGGAAGGAAUCAUCUGAAAGCAGCACUGGCACUCCAACUUAAUGCUCUCACCUCCAGCAUGGCUGCCUUUGUGGUAGGCAUUGCUGUUAGGACACGUGCAGCAAACAAAACCCAGAGGUGCCAGGCCCCUCACAGAGCAGCUGUGCAAUUCCAGCAGCCCAACCAGCUUGCAGAACCACUGCUCUGCUGUGUGUUGCAGGCACUCAGCUCCCUGCAGCAGGAUUUGGCCCUUGUUGCUCAGGGAGAGGCACGCAGGCUCUGAAAGACGUGCUGUGCUCAGAGCAUUGCUUGCAUGGCAGUGGCAGCCAGGAGGGGACAGUGAGGCUUCAGCCCUAAGCAGAGCUUCUGUAUAAUAAAAAACAACCAGGAAAAUCCUGCAUUUAGAAAGAUCACAAAGAUAUAAAAAAAGAAUAAUAAAAAGAUUCAGAGCUGA
Gallus gallus (chicken) is the source of this 3584-nucleotide messenger RNA. RefSeq names its product solute carrier family 16 member 4 (gene SLC16A4). Bases 271 to 1728 code for a protein of 485 amino acids. Gene Ontology annotation, biological process: transmembrane transport; monocarboxylic acid transport. Lineage: Eukaryota; Metazoa; Chordata; Aves; Galliformes; Phasianidae. Gene Ontology annotation, molecular function: monocarboxylic acid transmembrane transporter activity. The transcript has 9 exons. The record is from RefSeq and is a predicted model, not a curated record.